This is a messenger RNA of Dovyalis caffra, 1032 nucleotides long. The record is from the annotation of a GenBank genome assembly. Lineage: Eukaryota; Viridiplantae; Streptophyta; Magnoliopsida; Malpighiales; Salicaceae.
AUGAGCAGCAACGCCACCAAGUUCCUCAUGCUCCUCACCACCGCAACCACCACUCCUUCCCCACUCCGUUACCCAUCUCUCCUCCGCCUCACACGCCACCACUCUCAUCACAUCCCCUCAUCUCUCUCCUCCCUUUCCCACCACCACCUCAACCUCUUCUCUCACUCCCUUCCCUACCCUUUAAAAAUCAAUUCCUCCCCUUGCGACCACUACCACCACCAACUCCACACCUCUGCCCAUUUCUCUGAUUCCCCUUCCCCUUCCACUUCCUUUCCUUCUACUUCCGGGUUCUCCCACCCCUGGCCUGAGUGGUCUAAUUUUGUUAAAAACCUCUCCGUGGCCGGUUACUUUAAUAUCAAGCAUGGUUUUAACACUCCAAUUGAUGAGGUCAUCUCAGUUGACGAUUUACCGGAGGAGUUCUUGCAUUCUUGCACCGCUUCCUUAGCUUUCGCGCGCGAUAAACCUCAUGCUUUAGGGAUGCUUUCGAGAAGAGAUAUUGAGGUGGUGGUUCAAAAUGGGUCGCCAUUUUUGUUCAAGAAUAGUGACGAUUCAGUUAGGAGGAUGGAGUUGUUUUUGCACGGCAGUGAUAGUAAUGUGAAAUUCAAUGUUGAUAGUGAGCGGACAUCCAUCUAUUUUGAUGUUGAUAGUGAGGCUUCUCGAAGGCUAAUGCCUUCCAUGUUCUCAAGGGGCAACAUUGAUUGGAAUAAGAUUAAGUACUUUGAGGAGUCUCAGGAACAUUUUAAUGUUGUGCCAAAUACUGAUAAAGCACGCACAUUGGACCUGAUGAAGUUUUUAUUGAGUUAUGCCAGCAUUCUUGUUUCUUCUGAGAAGACCAAUCUUCUUAAUGCACAACUUGUGGAGUCUUCUGUUCGAAGUCUCUUCACUGAGUUGACCCAGCUGGGCUAUAAUGCUGUGGAGACAACCCUGUCUGGGUCAUUCCAAAAUCAGUUCCCAGAUAGAUAUGGACAAACACCAAGGCCUCGUGGGCAAAACAUUGAAAUGAAAAGAGGCGACUGGAUAUGCUCACGGUAG